Coccidioides immitis RS is the source of this 528-nucleotide messenger RNA. RefSeq lists its product as uncharacterized. The record is from RefSeq and is a predicted model, not a curated record. The transcript has 5 exons. NCBI's taxonomy places the organism in Eukaryota, Fungi, Ascomycota, Eurotiomycetes, Onygenales, Onygenaceae. The coding region runs from base 1 to 528 and encodes 175 amino acids.
AUGCUUCUUCCCGAUGUAAACCAGGCCUCUGGGGUAACUCGAGACGUCAUCGCGGGCAUGCCAAUCGUGACAGCUACACAUAUGCGAGCUUCGGAUAUAUCGGACGUGUUACUCGGCUGCCUCGGAAUCGCUUCCCCUGUGGCAGGAAAGGACGCACUCGUCCAGCUCGCCGGGAUCUUUUUGCUCCCCGGUCUCCUCAAGCUUCCAAACGAUGAUAAGAAGCUUCCACGGGCAGAAAAACGCCAGGUUGUGUGCUUUUGUUUUGUCAUCUUCCUGAAAUGGCCUUCUGUGAUACCGACAUUCGCAAGUCGGUCGCGAGUCGGUGGGAGAAUGUGUCAUGAGAUGCUCGUGGCUAUAAGAAAUGGAGCAUCUGGCACUGCCAGCGGAGAUUCCACGCGACACGCACGCCGACUACCUUUCCUCCGACACAGGACGUCUGCCCUACAAGGGAGGACUGCCAUACAGCCCAUUGUGCUUCGCCGGGCAAGCCCUCCACUGACACGUGUCAUGAGGCAGCUUCGCGGAUGA